Messenger RNA from Quercus robur (English oak), 2392 nucleotides. Its product is annotated as protein DETOXIFICATION 42-like. Gene Ontology annotation, molecular function: citrate transmembrane transporter activity; xenobiotic transmembrane transporter activity; antiporter activity. The record is from RefSeq and is a predicted model, not a curated record. The transcript is spliced from 15 exons. Gene Ontology annotation, cellular component: membrane. Lineage: Eukaryota; Viridiplantae; Streptophyta; Magnoliopsida; Fagales; Fagaceae. Bases 397 to 2181 code for a protein of 594 amino acids. Gene Ontology annotation, biological process: transmembrane transport.
UAGAGUAGGUCGCAUUUGGUGAAGAGCAAAGAGAAGUUGGCGUAAAGAGUUUUGCAUUCUUUGAUAAAGAGAAUACAAAGGAAUAGGAAUAUACUCAGGAAAAAGAAGAAAAGGAAUAGGAAUAUAAUAUAUGGUUCAAUUUUUCAAAGCCCUUUGGGAUCAACUGGGGAUGGUUCUUUCUGGGUCCUAAAUCUUAAAGUCACUUUGUCGGGCGUGGUCAGUGCUGACAACGUUUACCCACUGAAAUUUGUACGGCUUCCCCUGGUUAGAUUAUAUAGCUGAGUGAGUGGGAAGUGAAUUAUCAGAGUGGCAUUGUGUAUGCUUGGGAACUGAAACCACUGCUUAUCACUGAAACAACAACUUGGAGUUAUUAUACAUUGUUUGGCAUUCGAGAUCAUGGCUGAGAGUGAAAAUUCAUGUGCAGUACCGGCAGAGAAAAAUUGGAAGAAGUUGCCUGUCUUUGUUUUCUUUAAAGAUGCAAGAAGCAUUUUUAAGUUGGAUAUACUUGGCUGGGAGAUUCUAGGCAUUGCAUUCCCUGCUGCCCUUGCUGUAGCUGCUGAUCCCAUUGCUUCUCUGAUUGAUACAGCAUUCAUUGGUCAUAUUGGACCUGUGGAACUGGCUGCUGCAGGAGUUUCUAUUGCUUUGUUCAAUCAAGCUUCAAGGAUUACCAUAUUCCCACUGGUUAGUAUCACAACUUCUUUUGUAGCUGAGGAAGAUACCGUUGCUGGAAGAGCCAGCAUCAAAGCAGCAGAAAAGGGCUCUAAUGAUGAUGAUGAUGAUGAUGACAUGCUUGAGGACAUGGAGAAAGGUGAAGCUGGAAAAAAGGCUAAGAACUUGGAAAAGAGUUCAUCGAAAAACAGUGAAAAUGAAGUUGCAGAGACAAAUAAGAACAUGGAAAAGGUUGAGGGUAUGGAAGAUGGUGGGGAAACUGAACAUGCCUCAGCUGAAACCAGUGCAGGGAAAGAGUGUAUACAGGAAAACACACUUGAGGAUAUGGAAAAUGAUGCAGACGCAAAGACUAAUGCAAAAGACUCAAAGCUAGAAACUGAUUUCAAUAAAACUAUUGGUGGCAAAAAAAAUAAGACCAAAAUCAAAAGGGAGAAGAAGCAUAUUGCUUCAGCAUCAACAGCUCUACUUUUUGGCGUAAUUCUUGGCCUCAUUCAAGCUGUAGUCCUUGUAUUUGCAGCCAAACCACUCUUGAAUGUGAUGGGUGUAAAACAUAGUUCCCCCAUGCUAAUCCCAGCACUUAAGUACUUGAAGUUACGAUCGCUCGGUGCUCCUGCAGUUCUUCUAUCCUUGGCCAUGCAAGGGAUCUUUCGAGGGUUUAAGGAUACAAAAACUCCUCUGUAUGUCAUUGUUUUGGGAUAUACAACAAACAUCAUUAUGGACCCGAUAUUCAUCUUUGUCAUGAAAUUAGGCAUCAGAGGUGCAGCAAUUGCACAUGUUCUUUCUCAGUACUUGAUUUGUGUAAUCCUCUUGUCGAUAUUAAUGAGAAAAGUCUAUCUCCUACCUCCAAGUCUUAAGACUUUGCAGUUUAGUCGGUUCCUUAAAAAUGGUGGUCUACUAUUAUUAAGAGUUGUAGCUGUCACAUUCUGUGUAACCUUGGCAGCUUCACUGGCUGCACGGCUAGGUGCAACACCCAUGGCUGCAUUCCAGACUUGUUUACAGGUCUGGUUGACAUCAUCACUUCUCUCAGAUGGCUUGGCUGUUGCCGGACAGGCAAUUCUAGCUUGUGCUUUUGCUGAGAAAGACCUUAAGAAGGCAACAGCUAUCGCAACCCGGGUAUUACAGAUGAGUUUUGUUCUUGGGGUGGGGCUUGCUCUUGUUGUUGGAAUUGGUCUGUACUUUGGAGCUGGGAUCUUUUCAAGAGAUGUCAAUGUUCUGCACCUUAUAAAAAUAGGACUCCCGUUUGUCGCUGCUACACAACCGAUAAAUUCAUUAGCUUUUGUCUUUGAUGGAGUGAACUUUGGAGCAUCUGAUUUUGCAUAUUCAGCAUACUCAUUGCUUCUUGUGGCUGUAGCAAGCAUUGCAUCCUUAUUUGUUCUAUACAGAAGCAACGGAUUUGUAGGAAUCUGGAUUGCUCUAACCAUUUAUAUGUUUUUGCGUGCAUUUGUUGGUAUUUGGAGGAUGGGCACUGGGACAGGACCUUGGCGCUUUCUCAGGAACCCAUCAUGGAAGUAGGCGAUUGCAAGCUCCACGAAUUUUUAUAGUCGAGCUACAUAUAUAUUUAUGUCAAUGUUUUUCUAUUUUUCUUUUAUUCUACUCAUGUUAUGUAAUUUAUUCCCAGACAGAAUUAUUUCUUGCUUUUUUUUCUCUUCUUCUUUGUAUCAGCCUUGGACCUACUUGUAAUGUUAUUAGAAUCUUAUAAUAUUGGUACAAUAUUUUUCGGCUU